Messenger RNA from Caenorhabditis briggsae, 525 nucleotides. RefSeq names its product Protein CBR-DNC-6 (gene Cbr-dnc-6). Gene Ontology annotation, molecular function: dynein complex binding. The transcript has 4 exons. The coding region runs from base 1 to 525 and encodes 174 amino acids. Gene Ontology annotation, cellular component: dynactin complex. NCBI's taxonomy places the organism in Eukaryota, Metazoa, Nematoda, Chromadorea, Rhabditida, Rhabditidae. The record is from RefSeq and is a predicted model, not a curated record. Gene Ontology annotation, biological process: mitotic spindle organization.
AUGACGGACAGUAGCAGAGUGUCGAUUGCAACUAGCACAAUCGUUUGCGUCGAAGCUGAGAUCAAAGGAGAAGUCAUAAUCAAAGAAGGAUGUGUCGUUCAUCCACAUGUCGUUUUCGAUGCUACUAACGGUCCAAUUUAUGUCGGCGAAAAUAACAUUUUUGAAGAAUUCGCAGUCAUUCGAAACAAUAGUGAAGGUCAACCAAUGAUCAUCGGGGAUUCGAACAUCUUCCAAGUUCACUCAAAAUGCAGUGCGAAGUACGUAGGAAGUCGGAAUGUUAUUGGCGUUCAUGCUCACCUCGAAGAUGGAUGCUCAGUAUCAGAUGACUGCAGUAUUGGCCCAAAAUGCCGCGUUUUCUCGAAACAGAAUCUAGAACCUUCUGUGGCUGUAUAUGGACCAUCUAAUUCACACCGAAUAACAUCUACCCCAAAUUUGACACCAACCUUGCAACUAGAAUUUCUCCGAAAAAUUCUGCCAUCUUACCAUCAUCUCUAUAACAAAAAGAAAGUCACGGCAGCCCAAUAG